Molecule: messenger RNA, 213 nt
Organism: Penicillium bovifimosum
Lineage: Eukaryota; Fungi; Ascomycota; Eurotiomycetes; Eurotiales; Aspergillaceae
Exons: 2
Coding region: 1-213 (70 amino acids)
Source: RefSeq, a predicted model, not a curated record
AUGAAGGCCGACCGCGACCGACUCAAUGAGAAUGUACGCUGGCACUAUUUCCGAUACUUCUCGUUAUGUGAAGACUGCGACAGGCCUAUCCGUGUUGUGUACCCCGAUAUCGAUGCAAAAUUGCAUGACUACAACAUUGUGUCGCAAGACAUUGGCGCAUGGACUCGCACAUGGAAGUCUCAGGCACUCCGACGGUUCAAAGCCGGGCACUAA